Dentiscutata heterogama is the source of this 290-nucleotide messenger RNA. Lineage: Eukaryota; Fungi; Glomeromycota; Glomeromycetes; Diversisporales; Gigasporaceae. The record is from the annotation of a GenBank genome assembly.
GUGCUGGAAUCAAACAAUCGCAAUUUGUUCGAGUAGCUGGAAUUGCAGACCAACCUUAUAAUGGAUCUUAUGUAUCAGCUGUUGAUAGUUCAACUCGAUGGUGGAAAACUACUAGUGAUGGUAUUAAAGAUAAAUUAGAUGUCACUUUGUUUUCUGAAGAUAUUGAGGAAGAGAGUAUAGAUGAUUUGGAUGAACCUGAUAAUUUUGAUGAUUCUAAAGUUGAACAUCAAAAUUUGGAAAUAAAAGAUUUGAUAAUGCUAAAUAAUUUCGAUGUUGAAAGAUUAUUCUAA